GUGUCACGUGUACCUGAGGCGAUCUCAGCAGCAGCAAGUACCUGUGGUGGAUUUCCAGGCAGAACUGAGACAGGCAUUCUUAGCUGAGACACCAAGAGGUGGUUAAAGCAGUAUUGGAACACCAAGGCUCCAUCUACUAUUUGAAGCUUCUGCCUCAGCUUGCAUUGUUUGUAAGAGAACCUGCGUCAUACCUUUAUCUGUAGCCUUCCCUUAGGUCUUAAGGAUCCUGAAACUUUCCUGUGGACAUUGAAUUUGGUGGAACAGCAAUCAUGACUGUGGGAAAGAGUAGCAAGAUGCUGCAGCACAUUGACUAUAGGAUGAGAUGUAUCCUGCAAGAUGGUCGUAUCUUCAUUGGCACCUUUAAGGCUUUUGACAAGCAUAUGAACUUGAUCCUCUGUGAUUGUGAUGAGUUCAGGAAGAUCAAGCCAAAGAAUGCUAAGCAGCCAGAGCGUGAAGAAAAGCGAGUUUUGGGUCUGGUGUUGUUGCGUGGGGAGAACUUGGUUUCCAUGACUGUGGAGGGACCACCCCCCAAAGAUACUGGCAUUGCUCGGGUACCACUUGCUGGAGCUGCAGGGGGCCCUGGGGUUGGCAGGGCAGCUGGCAGAGGCGUUCCAGCUGGUGUUCCAAUUCCCCAGGCUCCUGCUGGAUUAGCAGGACCUGUCCGAGGGGUUGGGGGCCCAUCUCAACAGGUAAUGACCCCACAGGGAAGAGGCACUGUAGCAGCUGCUGCAGUUGCUGCUACUGCCAGCAUUGCUGGAGCUCCAACUCAGUAUCCACCAGGACGGGGGACUGCACCUACACCUGUUGGUCGAGCAACCCCACCUCCAGGAAUUAUGGCUCCUCCACCUGGUAUGAGACCACCCAUGGGCCCACCAAUUGGGCUUCCUCCUACUCGUGGGACACCAAUAGGCAUGCCCCCUCCAGGAAUGAGACCCCCUCCACCAGGGAUAAGAGGUCCACCUCCCCCAGGAAUGCGUCCACCAAGACCCUAGGAUACUGUUGAUCCUUCUUAGUCACUUUUUGUCCUGCAAUGCAGCUUGUGAAAUGUGUGAAAUGUUUGUGAGCUUUUGUCCCCUUCUGCUCCAUUAAUAUUAGCUAAUAAAUGCAUAGAGCAAUUAA
Messenger RNA from Budorcas taxicolor (takin), 1119 nucleotides. RefSeq names its product small nuclear ribonucleoprotein polypeptide N (gene SNRPN). The record is from RefSeq and is a predicted model, not a curated record. Gene Ontology annotation, cellular component: U4/U6 x U5 tri-snRNP complex; catalytic step 2 spliceosome; U1 snRNP. Gene Ontology annotation, biological process: mRNA splicing, via spliceosome. The transcript is spliced from 8 exons. Lineage: Eukaryota; Metazoa; Chordata; Mammalia; Artiodactyla; Bovidae. Gene Ontology annotation, molecular function: RNA binding. The coding region runs from base 270 to 992 and encodes 240 amino acids.